Saccostrea cuccullata (small rock oyster) is the source of this 2713-nucleotide messenger RNA. RefSeq lists its product as uncharacterized. Gene Ontology annotation, biological process: DNA integration. Gene Ontology annotation, molecular function: nucleic acid binding. The record is from RefSeq and is a predicted model, not a curated record. The transcript is spliced from 2 exons. The coding region runs from base 48 to 2297 and encodes 749 amino acids. Lineage: Eukaryota; Metazoa; Mollusca; Bivalvia; Ostreida; Ostreidae.
ACCCUAUAGGAUUUCUUGCCCCAGUUAUCAUCCAAGGCAAGUCACUCAUGAGGAGUCUACUUCAAGAAACAGUCAAUUGGGAUGAACCUCUUCCAGAAAAUCAGUCUACUCAGUGGGAAAAAUGGAAAAGUUCUUUACAACAUCUCCAAAACCUACACAUUCCAAGAGUUUACUUAGAACAGACACAGUCAUGGAGUGAGACUACUAACAAAACAAUUCACAUUUUUUGUGAUGCUUCAGAAUCGGCAAUAUCAGCAGUGGCCUAUGUAGAAUCACAAGGAAACUUUGGAUUUGUCUUGGGCAAAUCAAAACUAGCGCCCUUACAAGGACAUUCAAUACCCCGUUUAGAACUUUGUGGCGCUGUGCUAGCGGUGGAGAUUGCUAAGUUUGUAUCAGAACAGCUUGAAUUACCGAUUGAACAUUUCAAGUUUUACUGUGAUAGUAAAGUAGUGUUGGGAUAUAUUUUCAACAAUUCAAGGAGAUUCUUUCAGUAUGUGGCAAACAGAGUGAUGCAGAUUCGUAAAGUGACUAAACCAGAUCAGUGGUCAUACAUAUCAACAGACAAAAAUCCAGCUGAUCAAGCAACGAGACAGAUACCAGCUCAAGCUCUACAAGACAGUACUUGGUUGUCAGGACCAUCACUUGCACACUUACAACAGACUGAAUAUGCAAGUAUACCCUAUGAGAUGGUGGACCCAGAUUCAGACAAGGAUGUCAGACAAGAAAUCACUUGUUUAAAGGUUGAUAUCUCGGGACUCGGAUUGAAAUCCGAAAGAUUCUCACGUUUUUCUCAGUGGAGGAAACUUGUUGAAACUAUCGCCAGACUUCAACAUAUAGCGCAAUCCUUUCAUCAAAGAGACGGUAAAUGUUCUGGAUGGCAUGUGUGUGAAAAUUCAAAAACCGUGGAAAGUUUUGACAAAGCUGAGAAAUUUAUCAUCAAAACUGUGCAGAGUGAAGUGUAUUCAGAAGAAAUUCAGUGCAUUUUGAAAGAAAAACCUCUGCCUAGAGAUAGUAACAUUCUACCUCUUUCACCAUUCUUGGAUAAAGAUGGAAUUCUGAGAGUCGGCGGACGUCUCAACAAAAGUUCUCUACCAAUCAGUGAGAAAAAUCCAGUGAUAAUACCAAGAAACCAUCACAUAGCGUUGUUGAUUGCUCGUUACUAUCAUGAACUCUGUGUACAUCAAGGUCGCCACUUCACAGCAGGAGCAAUUCGUAGUGCUGGAUUCUGGAUAAUAGGAGCCAGAAGAUUAGUUUCAUCCAUGCUUCACUACUGUGUCAAAUGCAGAAAAUUACGUGGAAAACUAUUGUGUCAAAAAAUGUCGGACCUUCCUACAGAUCGUUUGGAGCCUAGCCCACCUUUUACAUACAUCGGCCUAGAUACGUUUGGUCCUUGGGAGAUAGUUACUCGACGGACACGUGGAGGAUCUGUGAACUCAAAAAGAUGGGCGAUUUUAUUUACCUGUCUUACAACGAGAGGAAUUCACAUUGAAGUUGUGGAGGAGUUAAGCUCCUCAUCAUUUAUCAACGCCUUUAAGAGGUUUGAAGCCAUUCGAGGAAAAGUUACCCAAAUUCGUUCAGAUCAAGGAACCAAUUUCGUGGGUGCUAUAAAUGACCUGAAAAUCGAUUCAUCUGGACUCAACAUAGCAGACCGUAAAAUCAGAAACUUCCUUUAUGAGUGUGGAACUACUUGGAAGUUUAACCCACCCCACUCUUCGCACAUGGGUGGCGCAUGGGAACGCCUCAUUGGAGUCGUAAGACGUGUAAUUGAUGCUGUUAUGUUGGAGAUACCAGCCAGAUCUCUCACUCAUGAGAUACUUACAACAUUCAUGGCUGAAGUUUCAGCGAUCGUUAACGCCAGACCGUUAGUCCCCUUGUCGGAAGAUGCAGAUGAUCCGUACCCUCUGAGCCCUUCUAUGAUACUUACCCAGAAAACCCCUGUGAUCGUCAACUUCCCUGUUGACAAGAUGAACAUGUAUCUAGCCCAAUGGAAACGCGUACAACAUAUGGCAGAUUUAUUCUGGACACGCUGGAGGAAAGAGUACCUUCAUACGCUGCAGAUUCGUAGGAAAUGGAUGCGCAGUGAAAGAAACAUUACAGAGGGUGAUAUUGUGUUGCUUCGUGACAAGAAUGUUCACCGUAACCUUUGGCCUAUGGGUGCCAUCGUAAAAACGUUCCUUAGUGAUGAUGGGAAAGUGCGGAAAGCCGAAAUACAUGUGGUGAGACGUGGCUGCCAGCCGUCCACAUUUAUCCGUCCGGUGACCGAGAUGGUGUUGCUUCUUGCCAAUGACGUAGUGUAGUUUAUUUAACUUUUGUGAUGUUACAAACAUCAGACGGGGAGUGUGCUGUCACAGUUCUUAUUUUUUCAUUUAUAUCGUUUUUGUAAUGUGAAUCAUCUAGAGUUAUCGUUCUUUGUCAAUUUUUUGAAUUAUCUUCCUUGAGUAGAACUCUUUUGUAUAUAGAGUUACUUCCCUCAUUUUCCCGUGCAAAUUUGUCAGCCAUUCGAGUUCCAUCCGUGAAGAAGUACAUACAUGUUUUUUGUUCUUCCUUCUACUUUCUUUUGAUUUGUGGCCUACUACCAUUUAUUUACCUGUCUCAUCCUCAUUGAAUCACUCACUCAUUCAUUUACGUACCGUAAUAAAUAUGGAACCAGCACCUUGUGUUAUUGAUUAUGUGUGACUGUGAGGACCCCAGGUUUAGCUAGCUGUUCUAGACA